CAAUCGCCGAUUCAGAGCUUCAAGACUACACCAACAACGCCAACAACCAUGACUACUACUGUUACUGCCUUCGCGAAAGCUGGACUGCCCCUUGAUACUAAAGUCACUAAUGUCCAUGUGGACAUGAUGCACCCGACCUACAACGGCAAUGGUCAUGACGAAAUCAAUCCUUAUAAAGGUGAGGUUCUCACCCAGAAUUUGGACUUUAUUCCCCUAUCAUCAAAGACUUCCUCAGCUCCCAUCCAAGCAUCAAUGUCAGCAUCAAUGUCAGCAUCAGCAUCAUUGCCCUCCCCCUUAGUUUCACCCACACCUUCACCUACAACUGCCACCUUUAAUUUCGCGCCUGAGAUCACAUCCCGCACCGGAGAUGUUUUCCAAUCUACCCGAGAUGGUCAUCACGGUGGGCCCAGUGGGAACGGCUCUGGAGCCAACGGCGAUAACAAUGGUCGAGAUCGCCCAACCCCCGCUCAAGACCUUAGUUCCGCCAUGUUGGAAGCGAAUCAAGAGAUUCGGCAGUUGAGAGAACAGCAAACACAAGAGGCAAUGACAGAUCGAGUGAAGCGGUUGUCAAAAUCCAAUGCAGAUAGUGAUUCGGACAAGGAUAGGUUUUUGAGAGGGUUCGUUGACUUGGGGAUGGAGAUGGAGAUGGAGAUGCAACAACAACAACAACAACAACAACAACAGCAGCAGCAGCACCAGCAGCACCAGCACCAGCAGCAAAAUCCUCCUCAGCCAUGUAUGCCUUCCUUUGCAACAGGUCAUAGUGUCAGUCCCUUUGAUACCUCCGCUCCUGUUGCUGCUACACAACAUAACGAGGUUGUACGGCGCAUUGCUCAGAGAGUCAGCCUACAAUUGCGAGCCGCCAUUCAACGAGGUGACUCCUCCAUUAUAACCUAUCAUUCCUUGAUCGCUCAAGAAAUCGUAAAUACCCAAAAGACAGGAGAGCUGCCUAUUUCUCCUGCUGGCAGUCGCAAAAACUCUGUUGAUGAGGGCAAAGCCCAAGAAAUGGAGCUUGCUUGAAAAAACAAAGAGCCUGAGCAAUGACGCGUGGGCACACACGACUAU
Molecule: messenger RNA, 1065 nt
Organism: Lobosporangium transversale
Lineage: Eukaryota; Fungi; Mortierellomycota; Mortierellomycetes; Mortierellales; Mortierellaceae
Exons: 1
Coding region: 49-1020 (323 amino acids)
Source: RefSeq, a predicted model, not a curated record